This is a messenger RNA of Paramormyrops kingsleyae, 3822 nucleotides long. RefSeq names its product PHD finger protein 1 (gene phf1). Gene Ontology annotation, cellular component: nucleus. Gene Ontology annotation, biological process: negative regulation of gene expression, epigenetic. NCBI's taxonomy places the organism in Eukaryota, Metazoa, Chordata, Actinopteri, Osteoglossiformes, Mormyridae. Gene Ontology annotation, molecular function: DNA binding; chromatin binding. The record is from RefSeq and is a predicted model, not a curated record.
GUGUUAGACAUAUGCAAUAAUUAGCGAUGCACGUCAGUUAAUACGCGGCUGCACUGCAGCGCGUACUUUGAUCUCCAUGCAGUCAAUAUGCCACCCCUGCCCUUACUUUGCACAGGGCUCUGUAUUCCCACUCACUUCGCCCGAGGCUUUGGGUCAGUCUGUCGGGGGCGCAGGCAUCCUCACCCCGCUCCCUCUAUCUCCCUCCCUCGCUCCACUUCCCUGUGUUUUAUGUCUGCGUCACAACAAGUCGGUCGAGAGAGAGGCAGAGAUGAUGGCGCCUCUCGCUGCUUGAUUCUCAUGCAGCAACUGGCAAACACGCUUAAUAACAUCAAUAAGGAGAGGGAAAGGGGGGGAGAGAGACGGGAACAUGACGAAACGGCGUCGCGAAAGACAGAGAGAGAGAGAGACGGACGGACAAACACCUUUACACUGACGGGUUGACUGACACAUCCGCUUGGCACGGGCACAUACGGUCAAUAGCACACACGUACACAUACUAAUAGUAAUUGCGAGGAGGGAAAAAUCGGAGAUAAAUCGUUUGAUGUCAAGCUUGUGUUGUUAUCGAUGUGACCCAACGGAGAACAGUUCGACUUGACAGGAUGGGUGGAGUGAGUGAAGGAGAUGAUGUUCUGGCUCGAUGGAGUGAUGGACUACUAUACCUGGGCAACGUCAAAAGAGUAGAUGGAGUUAAACAGUGUUGUUUGGUGAGAUUUGAAGACAACUCUGAAUUCUGGGUCCUGAGAAAAGACAUCCACUCUUUUUCUGUGGGAAUAGAGGAAGUUUGCUGCAUCUGUGAUGGCCCGCCUCUCAAAGAACCUUUGAUAAAUUGUCUCAAGUGUCGGCAUGGUUAUCAUCCCGAGUGCCACAUUCCGUCCAUCGAUCCCGACCCUGACAGCAACACCUGGAUCUGCCGGCAGUGUGUCUUCGCAGUGGCAACCAAGAGAGGGGGAGCACUAAAGCGUGGACGAUUUGCCCGCCUCAUGCAGUUGAUGAAGGUGAAGCUGCCCUAUCAGCUUUCAGCUUUGGAUUGGGACCCUCAACAUCUGACCAACCAACAGCAGUGUUACUGUUACUGUGCCGGCCCUGGGGAGUGGAACCUGAAGAUGUUACAGUGUGGUAGCUGUGGUCAGUGGUUUCAUGAAGCCUGUACCCAGUGUCUGGCCAAACCGCUACUGUAUGGAGACAGAUUCUACGAGUUCCAGUGCUCAGCCUGUACGAAUGGACCAGAAACCAUUCAAAGACUACCAAUGAGCUGGGUAGAUUUGGCUCACUUGGUGCUGUAUCAUCUCUCAUUGUGUUGCAAGAGGAAGUAUUUUGAUUUUGACCAUGAAAUUCUGUCCUUCACCAAUGAGAACUGGGAAUCUUUGCUGCUAGGAAAGCUGUCGGACACACCUAGACAAGAUCGUUGUCACAAUCUUCUCAAUGCUUUAAACUCCCAUAAAGACAGGUUUGUCUCUGGUAAAGAAAUAAAGAAGAAGAAGUGUCUGUUUGGCCUUCAAGUCCGAGCUCCUCCACCCCUGACCUCUGACCUAUCACCCCUCAUCACUGACCCUCCCAUCAACAUCUCGCACAGGAGAAGCCCCGUGUCCUCGCCCUGCCAGAGGAGAACGGCGGAGCCGGAAUCACGCAAAUCCAAACGCCGCAUCACAGAGGCCCAGCCCCAUCCACAAGAUGUUGCAGCCAAUCCAAUCGAUUUGGUGCCUUGUUACCAUGGUUACGCAGGUGGGACUGGCCUCUACAACUCCAGAAAAUCAGAUGAUGAAAUAAACUUAGGAUCUCCUCCUAAGAGGAUGUUUGCUCUCUAUCACCCUUCCUACAACGGAGCGCAAAAUCUUUCCCGGGCUUUGCAUCAUUUCAGCGUGGAGGAUCCCUGCAGCCUUCCGCCACCCUGCCUUCCUUUCUCUCGCUCAUCUGCCCACCAGCCUGGCCAGAAACCAGACCUGUGCCCCACGCUCUUCCUGCGUGAUGUCACAUCCUAUUCUGGCGGGGUUUCUGAGGGGGAGGGGUCAGCGCAGGAGAGGGGGUGGGGAGGCGGGGAAGCCGUCAGGAUCUUGGCGAGACGAGUAACACCAGACGGGAAGGUUCAGUACCUAGUGGAGUGGGGAAAUGUAAGUGUGUACUGAGAGAGGGAGGAAGGGAGGGAGGGAGAGAGAGAGAGAGAGAGAGAGAGAGAAACAAGGACAGCAAGCCAGUCAGUGCAGAACGGUUCGGCGAGGUGUUAUUGUGGGAACAAAGAAAAACCAAGGCAAAGAGACCGAGAUGGAUGUAGAUGGGUUGACCUUAGAGACAUUUCAACUGCAAAGUGGCAGUGAAGAAUGUUACAAGGUGAACAGAAAGCCCACAGAACUGCCUCCAGCCAACAGGAGAUACCAUGGUAACCAAGCAACUGCUCCAUGUCUCCACAGUCUACAGCUUCCUCCUGUAUUGCUUAUGUUUCUCUUGUCUUUGAAUUCCUUUAUAUAUCAGUCUGGAGCGACUGUUUACAAUGGUGCCCCUCGCCUCGCCAAGCCCGCAAACUUGAAGGAAAGAAAACUGCGACGUUUACAUCACUCUGCCUUUGUUUAGUCUUUCGGUUUAAACUCUUGGUGCCAAUAUCUUUUUGUUAACUUUAACAUUAACAAAAAAAUACAAAGUCAUUUCACUUGUUUUAUACGAACCGCUAUAGACUCAUCACUCACAUCUUUAACCUUUUGAUAUUUAGUUGUUACAUUUUAAUAAAGUAAUUGCUACUACACCUAUAGCUAUAUUUUUCCUCUAUGAAACCCAAUAACAUAACAUCACAACGGAGAAGUGGUGAUUUUGUUUGACGGAAUACCAGAUACAGGGCCCAGUUGAAAAAUACAGUUCUGGGCCAGCAUGGAAAAUGGUAAGGUGACAUUUUAUGUAGAGAAAAUAAUACCUCUAAGGAAGAAUGAUAUCAAUUCAGCUGCUGGACAAGCUUUCAGUGGACUAAACAAGUAAUGAUGGUAAUGUUGAGAAUGUCACAUGACAUAAUCUCAAUGCUUGUUUAUUUGCUGUUUCAUUGGAGAUCUGGAAUAUUAUCAGUCAGCUUGAUCCUUAUGAACAGGAACAGCUACAUACAUUCAUCUGACCCUGGGGCUGUUGUGCAUUGUGUUACUCUGUGACAAAAUCUGAAGUAGUCAUUAAAUGAAAUGUUUAGAAAUUCAGAUGUGCAAUUUAAAACCAUGAGCAAAAGGCUUUUAAGUAUUUUACAAAUCUGGAAAAUUCUGGAAAGGCAAAAGAAUACGUGCGAUUUAUUAAAAUGGUUUUAGGCUCAAUUUUGGGAUAUUUUUCUAUGAAAGUACUAGUAUUGUAGCCUAAAAAUAUACAAAAGAACACUAGUGUAUGUAUUCAUGUGGAUUGUGGGAAUGUUUUGGAAUCUGGAGUGUUAACUUGGCUGAAAUAUAUUAAGUCCUACCCAGCAAUGCAUGAAUGCAGAUGUGAGACACUGUCCUGUCACAUGUAAGGUAGCUUUAGAUCAUUUUCAGAGAAUUUGGUUGUUGUUUCAUACAUAGAAGGGAUUUGCACCAUUUGUUAGUAAAUGGUAUUGAAUGUUCUAGUGCCAUCUUUCCAUGGGAUAUCCACUGUCCCGCCAGUCGAUUGCCUGGUAUUACUCAGGCACAGACGCACGACGGGGCCAAACUGUGAGCCCAGAACUAAUGGUGAAAUAAAUAAAAAAAAGAACCUGUAGCACUGGGUUUGUUGUCAAGUCCAAUUUGGUUUGAUGUAUUGUUUGAGUUUUGUAAAAAAUAACUUUAUACUUGUCCCCUGGGUUAGCUAAACCAUACACAUUAAACAAAUAAAAAAGAAAGUUACAUCACA